Molecule: messenger RNA, 7478 nt
Organism: Pan troglodytes (chimpanzee)
Lineage: Eukaryota; Metazoa; Chordata; Mammalia; Primates; Hominidae
Product: ankyrin repeat domain-containing protein SOWAHC-like
Exons: 2
Coding region: 1-915 (304 amino acids)
Source: RefSeq, a predicted model, not a curated record
AUGGCGGCGGGCAGCUCGGGCACCGGCAUGGGCUGGCGGGCUCCCCUGGAAGGCCUUCAGAUCGCUGACAGCAUUGUCCCAGGGCUUCCUUGGCCUGUGCCAUGUGAGCAAGGAACGCGGAGCGCAGCAUUCACCAUCCCCUCCCUGAAACAGCGGUCCCCGAGGUGCUCCACAGGCAGGGCCGAGCUGGGCGACGGGGAGCCCAGACCCUGCACGGGCCGCCCUGAGCGGCGGGGACGCAGGAAGAGCUCGCCGGCUCCACCAGCCCCUACCCCAGACGCGGGACCCGGGACCAGAGAGGGCCUGGAGCCCCCGCCCCAUGGCUGCCAGGAGGCGGACACGGGCAGCUCCUGGGGGGCUACCGCCCCGAGGCCGUUACGCCAGAACUUGAGCGAUCUGGGAAGGGGCAGCGCCCCGCCCUUGAAGAGGAACCUGUGUCCUAGAGGCAGCAGCCUGGGAUCUCCUCCUCCGAGGACACCGCAGAGGCGAGUGACUCUGGCGGCGCAGCGCUGGCUUUCCCGUCCGCGGAGGAGGAGAGCUGCGGGGCUGGAUGAGCUGGACCAGGGAGGACGGCUGGCUGCUUUCGGCCUCCGAUGGGGAGUGGACAGCUUAGGGGGUUGUCCCCGUGCCAGCCGGCCUGCUGGCCACUCUGGGCUUCAUCACAGCCUCACCUGCCUGCGCAGGCACCUAGCACUGCAGGCUGGAGCUUCUGGCCAUGCUGGUCAACUUCCCCAACGAGCCUCUGCUGCCUGGGAACAGCAAGGCCAGAGCUACACCGCCCUGCACUUGGCAGCCAUGUACCUUGGAGAUGGUGAAGCUGCUAGUGGGGACAUAGGACGCCAAUGUGGACAUCAGGGACUACAUUGGGAAAAGGGCCUCCCAGCAUGUGAGUCAGAGCAUCACAGAAGAGAUUGAGACCCUGAUGGGAGUCCUGGACAAGGACGAUGGGGAGAGCACCGCCAGCAGCGGGGAUGGAUACUGGAAGAUUUAAAAGCUGCCCCCUCCAUCUCACCACCUACAAACUGUCACAUGUCCUGGAAGAUGGGGGGACCCUCUCCACCAUCACCACUUGGCUGAAGGUGGUCCAGAGGUGAAGCCAAGGAUUCCAGGGUGUACAGCCUCAGGCAGGACUAAUGGACUUAAAAAACACAGGCUCAACAAAAUCCACUUCACAACCCAGAUGGUUCACAUCACACCCUCUUUCAGGGACCCAGAGCAGCCACUGGAAGAGGAGGAGUAGGAACGCUCUCUUAAAGUCCACUUAUCCUAUUCCUUCAAAUUAAGACCAAAGUCCAAUGUAUUUAGGUAAAAAAUAAUUUCUUUUAGAAAAUGCCAAGGUUUGUCUUCUGAAAUUUAAUAACAGAAACAAAAAAACAACACUAGAUGUAAAGAAGUGAGACCAGAAAAGACAAACUAAACUAUCCUUACUAGGUUGGAAUGGAUGGGGUGGAGUUCCCAUCGGGCUAGCAUUCUGGGGAAAGUGUUUUUUUUUUUUUUUUUUUUUGGCGGUGGGGGGAAGGAGUCUCGCUCUGUCGCCCAGGCUGGAAUGCAGUGGCGCCAUCUCCGCUCACUGCAAGCUCCGCCCUACGGGUUUAUGCCAUUCUCCAGCCCCAGCCUCCCAGUAGCUGGGACUACAGGCGUCCGCCACCACAUACGGCUAAUUUUUUUGUAUUAUUUUUAGUAGAGACGGGGUUUCACCGUGUUCUCCAGGAUGGUCUCGAUUCCUGACCUCGUGAUCCGCCCACCUCGGCCUCCCAAAGUGCUGGGAUUAGAGGCGUGAGCCACUGCACCUGGCCGGAUUUCUUUUUAAGAGAUUCAUCAUACCUUGACCUGUGCCCCAUUUCCCUCCUCCACCUGUCUGACCUGGCAUUCCUAUUUCGGGAGACCAGAAGUGGGGGGAAGAGAAGGGAUGACUGUUUCUUUGCUUUCACCAUUCCUGCAUGCCAUGCAAAGGAAGGAAUACUGCGUUUUUAAAUAUCUGUUUUAUUAAGUGGUUACUCUUUCAAGGACAAAAAAAUGCAAAUUGUUACAAAACUGGUAGUAUUUGUAAGUGCAAGUACUACAUGCUGCCUUAUUCUUUUACCAAUUGCAUUUGCAUUUUAAGGUACUACUGGUACAGCCACGGUGGAGAACUGUUUGGAUGUUCCUCUAAACACUGAAAAUAGAGGUGCCACAUGAUCCAGCAAUCCCACUGUUGGAUAUAUACCCCCAAAAUAAGAAAUGAGUAUAUCGAAGAAAUUAUCUGCACUCCCAUGUUGGUUGCACCACUGUUGACAAUACCUAAGAUUUGGAAGCAACCUAAGUGUCCAUCAACAGAUUAAUGUAUUAAAGAAAAUGUGGUAGAUACACACAGUGGAGUAUUAUUCAGCCCUAAAAAGAAUGAGAUUCAGUCAUUUGCAACAACAUGGAAGGAACUGGAUAUCAUUAUGUUAAGGGAAAUAAGCCAAGCAUGGAAAGGCAGACAUUGCAUGUUCUCACUUAUUUGUGGGAUCUAAAAAUCAAAACAAUUGAACCCAUGGACAUAGUAAGUACAAGGGGGCUGGGUGGGGGGAGACAGGGCACGGGUAAUGGGUACAAAAAUAGGGAGAAGGAAUGAAUAAGACAUACUAUUUGAUAGCACAACAGGGGAACUCUAGUCAAUAAUUGUACAUUUAAAAAUAACUAAAAGAAUCUAAUUGGAUUGUAACACAAAGGAUACAUGCUUAAAGGGAUGGAUACCCACUCUCCAUGAUGUGAUUAGUUCAUGCUGCAUGCCUGUAUCAAAACAUCUCAUGCACCCCAUAAAUAUAUGUGCCUAUUAUAUACUCACAAAAAUGCUUGAAAAUAAAAAUAAAGGAACUACUGAAGGUCAGGUCAGAGUGGAAAUGCAAAAAUACUAAUUAGAGAAUAAUGUGAAUACAACAGGAAUCCUGUUGGUAUUCUAUUUAUAUUGUAAGCAGCAGUUCAAUUGUUUUGUAAAAGCGAUUCAAUUUUAAUCACUGAACUAAAGAAAUGGGCAACGCUGACUUCCGUAAUAUAGGUUCUACCUAACCAUCUCUAACACCGCUGUCAAGGAGGACCAGUGUUAAGGUACAUUACUAACAACCACACAAAUUUUUAAAAGAAAAGAACACUCUUAGCAGCCUAUGGUACUUUGAAAUGAAAUAUUGCCUCUCAUUCUCAUUUGUGUUGCCAUUCCAAAAGUUUGAAUUUGCUGAGGUUUAUAUUCUGGGUAUUAUAUAACCAUUGGUUCUGUUUUUCAUAACCCUAUUAAAUGGUUGCUCAGAGCUGAAUUACCUACAGAAACUUUCUGGUUUAAUUAGCAUAAAUUGGUAUAAAUAUUAGUGAGCCCAUACUUCUGUGAUAUAAUUAAACCAACUUAAUGAUUCUCACAUAAGGUGUCAAUUUAUUUUACUAAUGCAUUCAUAAUCUAUGCUUUGUAGCAACAUUUUUCAAAUGUUUAAAAUGCUAAAUCUUCUCAAUUUUCCAAUCUUUUCUUGAAUCUAUUAGAUACCUAUAGUGUAUUUACUGAAUAGCUGGGAAACAAAUACACCUAGUUAGAAAUGGCACUGCUUUAUAAAAGGCACUAGAGAAAAGACGAGACUAUUUCUAUAUUUAAAUGCUGCUGGCAAGUGAAUUCCUUUGUAAAUAAAUGAAAGAUACCAUUCAUUAAAAUGAAAGACUUGUUUUAAGUGUGAUUCUUACAUUUCAUUCAUUUAUGAUAGAGUAAAUGGCUUUAUAAUUACUUUAAAAUUUAACUCACUAGUACAUUAAAUCUGUUCAUUGCAAGAUUAGAAUCAACUGUGAGGGGAACUAAUUUAAACAAGCCCUUCCUUAGUCUUAUUGAGUCUCAUAUUUGCUGAAAGUACCUACAGCUUGCAGGAUAAGGGAGUUCACGGACCAUAGGGUGAGUGAACCCAUGCACAGAUUGCAAACUGCCCAGAGCUACAACAUUUAGGAUUUUUAAACCUUUAAUUUUCCAAGUCAUAGAAAUUUGUUACAGGUUCAUCACCUCUUUGUCUAAAUGGCAAUUGAAUUUCUUUAAAGAUAGGUUAAAAAAGGCAUAAAACUAUGAAUUAUUAUCCAUUUAUGUGCCUCUAUUUUUGCUUUAGAAUUAUGGAAGUGGACCCUGUGAAUUUGGGAAACAGUGUUAUGUAUACACAUGGGUGAAAAACAGUCUAACAUUGUGUAAAUUAAAAUACUUUUUUUGAAGUUGAAAAACCUCCAUUUGUUCUAAAUCUAUAUAUAUUAUGUGUAUCUAGUACAGAAUAAGCUGUAACUUCUCAUUGAGUAAUCUUAGGUUUUACAGAUAUGUAAAGCUGAAGCAAGUCUAAAGAGUAGACACUUCAGAACAGGAAGGUUCUGGUCAAUGUUGAGAGUAGACACUUUCACUGAAUGUUCUGGUGAAAUGUGGGUAACUAAUUGCUUGAAAUCUAUAAUUUGCUAUAUAGUUAACUAUUAAGUUAAAAUGUCAUUUACCAUGCUUUUUACACUAAAAGCUUUAACUUUUCUGAUAAAAUAAUAUUUUAAAUGUUCAAUUAUUACUUCUGAGGAAAGCUACUUCUAGCAUUCUUUGUCAUGAUAUGCUUGUGUGCAGUAAGCGGAGCAUUUUCAGCCACUUACCUCUACAUUCUUCUUGUUUUCCAGUUUCUGAUUUAGAUUAUAAAAGGCAAAUGAUUAAUUUAAUUUGAUACUCAGAGUUGUGUUUACCUUUAAUGGACAAAUACAUGUCAGAUACUUUGAUGUUUAUUGAUAUGACACCGUGUGGUUAAACAACGCAAGUAUGUCCAUGUGUUUCUUAUAGGGUACACUUGAAACUAGUGGUGUUUAUGCAGUUCACUUACGCAACUUGAAAAUCUGGUACUAUUGCAUUCAGGACUGAAAUCUUGGAGUUUAGGUGUCUUGUCUCUCAUUUUGAAAAUAAGUGAAAGUUGAGAAUGUAAAAUCUAUAAAGUUCAUUUUUUUAACUAGGAAAAAACACAAAUUAAUGACAGACACCAAAUUAUAAAUCCAAAAAGCUCAGAGAACACCAAGCAGGAUGAAUAUUUUAAAAAUAUACCUAGGAUUAUCAUAUUCAAACUGUAGAAAACCUGUAACAAAGAUAAAAGAUUAAAAUAAGGCAGAGGAAGAAACACAUUGUCUACAGAGAAACAGACAUAAGAAUUACAUUGGGCUUCUGUUUAGAAUCCAUGCAAGUAAGAAGUGUUGAAAAAAUUAGAAUACAGUGGGUAUUUAUUAUCCAAGUAUUCAUUAUCUAAAACUGCAAAGUAAAAAUAAUUGUAACAAGAACAUAUUCACUAGCAAUCUGAGCACUCAUGAUAUUAGUGUCUGUUCUGGAGAGAAUUAUGUCCCCCCAGAACUCCUAACCUGAAGCCCUAUCUCCCAGUGUGAGUGUAUUUGGAGAAGGAGCUUUUAAGAAGGUAAAGUUAAAUAGGGGCAAAAGGGUAAGGCCCUAAUCUGUUAGGACUGGGGUCAUCAUCCAAAAAGGAAGAGACACCAGAGAUAUCUCUCUCUCUCUCUCUCUUCUCUCUCUCUCUGCCUCCCUCCUUCUCUCUCCCUCCCUCUCUCCCUCUCUCUCUGCCUCUCCCCACAUACAUUUGUUAAAUUGAGAUUUUUUGUUAGAACAUAUAUAGUGGCAUUUUAAUAUAGUGUUACUCUACUUAAAACACACACACACACACACACAUACAAUUUUGAUAAGUUCUUUUUUGAGGAUAAGGCCAGUCAUGGUGGCUCACACCUGUAAUCCCAGCACUUGGCGGGAUUAUCAUCUGAGGUGGGUGGAUCAUCUGAGGUCAGGGGUUCAAGACCAGCCUGGCCAACAUGGUGAAACCCGUCUCUAUUAAAAAUACAAAAAAUUAGCUGGGCGUGGUGGUGGGCACCUGUAAUUAAUUCCAGUUACUCACAAUGCUGAAACAGGAGAGUCCCUUGAACCCAGGAGGCAGAGGUUGUGGUGAGCCGAGAUUGCACCAUUGCACUCCAGCCUGGGCCACAAGAGCAAAACUCCGUCUCAAGAAAAAUACAAUAAAAUAAAAAUAAAAAAACACAAAACUGGGAUGUGUCCCUGUCUUUUAGGCAGAUAUACUUUACCAUUACUAAAAUUGAGCUUCAGAAACGUUAAGCAUGCUACACAAACUUAGCUGGAAAUGAAUACUGAAAUGGAAGUUUGAAUCCAAGAUGAUUUCUUUUCAAUCCCAUGCUAAUGCCGUUAACUCCUAUAGACCCUUCUCAUGUGCAGCCAGAGAGACACUAGCCCACUGAUGGAUGGACAGAUGUGGGCAGGGUCCGUGUCACUAAACCACCCACCACUGCCACAGCUGCCUACAACAGACACAUCAGAUGACACUCCAGGCAAAUAAAUGAUUUUCACUGAGGACUUACUGGUUUUAAUAAUAGGUCCUGGUGUAGAGAAGUCCCUCAACCUAUUGUGCAAUGAGUUUUGAGAAGCGGGUAAGCUGUAUGUUUUGUGGUUUUGUUUCAUAAAUGCAUCUACAGGAAGACCAAUAUUGACUGAAUGAAGCUUUCAUUUAAAGGGCUAAAAUAUGCUUUGUGUUCUUAUAUGUGGAUACUACUUUAAACGUAAUGACUAUUUAUUGUAUCAUAGCUUGUGAUGUAUUCUGCUCAUGGCUUUUAAGGUUAAUUGUGCCAUGAUCCACUGCCAUUCUAAUUGCUUUAACAAGUCAUUACCACACUACUGUUACAUCUAAAUUAUGCAUACAGACAGGUAGACUUAUUUUACAUAUGUGAACUAACUAGUUGUCAAAGCAAAUGCAGAUUGUAUUCUGCAAGUAAAGUCUUUUUCUCUCUGAAAUUUCUAGGGAUGUUCUUUAAGUGAAAUUCAUAUUCAAACUGAAGAUUUUAGUUGCAAGAACUGAGUGCAGAUUAAAGUCUUUUUGUGAUUCAAACAUAGUCAAGAGUACAACUGUGAUAUUUCAUGGAAGUUAUGCAAUAAAAUGUCUCUAACCUGCGAACAAAUCUAUCAAGCAGACGGCACAGUACUGAAUUUGAAACCAGAAAUACUGGGUUUUUAUAUAAAUGCUUCAUAGAUUUGUUUUAUGAUAAAGGGCACAUAACUCUCCUAAACCUCACACCACCUCUUGAAUAGGGAUAAUAAAUCCACAUCAAUGCUGAUGCCUUAGCUAUUAUUAAACUCUUACAGUAUGAUGUAAAGUGAAAGUACAAUGUAAGAUCAUUCCUAGGGCAACUUUGACCAGUUUUAUAUAGAAACAUGUGCCAACUUUUCUGUUUGCAAGGAUAAUAUCAAACCAAACACCAGAAAGUUAUAUCUUUGAUGCAGUUUUUCAAAAUCAUACACAUAAUACACAAACCAAAGACAAAUGAUGAAUAUUAUGUCAGAAAAUAUAAAGUCUUCCCCUUUCUUCUUUUGCCAAGAAAGUCCAAUAUUUUUACCAUUUUUAUGCACACAAUCAACUUUAUUUAAGCUGGAAGUUAAUGUCUCAUUGUUUUCAUUGUUCUAAAUAAACACCUUUUUCCCUUGA